AUGAGUGUGCGGAGGGGGCUCGGGCGGCUGCUGCCCUCUGUGAGCCUGAUCGUGAUUUGUUCUUGGUAUUCCGGGGGACUGUGUGACGGCGCCCCCGUGAAUGAAAAGCCUCGCGGGGCCGAGCCCCUUGCCGCUGACCUGGACCGUCUGCGCACCCAGCUGCGCGAGUCGCUUCAGCUGCCAGAUCAAAAGCGGUCCAAGUUGACCGAUGAGGCCCAUGCCUAUCUCGCCAUGCUGGAUGACAACUGCACCUUUACAAACAUUGAUUACAGCGACCAAUCGCGCAACGUGUGGUGGAACCAAAUUGCCGUUCCACAGGCCAUGGCAGGGACCUUGUAUCUGCUUGGGCCAGAUCUAAUGCGGGCCCAAAAUCUCGAGGAUGGCAUGGCCAUUCUUCUCCGAGCUAAAUGGUGGAGAGCCACAGGUGCCAACCUGAUCUGGGAGGCCUAUGUUCAAAUUUUGCACGAUGCCAUAGUGGGCAACGUGACUAGUAUCGCCCAUGCGUAUCAAGGCAUCUAUGCUGAGACGGGCCGAGUCAAAAGCCGCCAAGACGGCGUCCAAUACGACUCAUCCUUUCAUCAGCACGAUGGACAGCACCUCACAGGCAGUUACGGGUUCAACUACACAACCUUUUUGCUCGACAUGGUUUAUCAAGCGAGAGAUACCAGCUUUUACAUUCCCCCCACGCAAAUGAGCGAUUUUGUCAGCUUGAUCGUGGACGCACAGGCCUGGAUGACAGUCGGCUCGGAGGAAGUGUGGGAUAUUGCGGUAACAGGCCGUGUUAUCACUCGCCCACCUGGCACAGACCGCCCGAUGUUUGACAUCAACCAGCUCGCGAGUCUCAAAUCCCCACGCCGGCCCGAAAUUCUCGACUUUGCUCGCCGUUUGGCUCGAAACGGCUCACAAACACCACUUGUAGGACACCGCCAUUUCUUCAACAGCGACUACGCCAUCAUGCGUGGAGAAAAUUUCCAAUACAGUAUUCACAUGUUCUCUGCGCGCACAGCCAACGCCAUGUGUGUCAACACCGAGAGCAAGCGAAGCCAAUUUACGGCCAGUGGCAUGGUAGCACGCUACUAUACUGGCGACGAGUACGAGAGCGUCUUUCCCACGUGGAACUGGCAACAACUCCCAGGGACCCUGCUCGAUCAGCAAGAUGAGGCGCCCAACUGCAGCACGACGCUCAUGUCCGCCCAUACCUCUGAAGUUGGCGGCGUUAGCAACGGGGUGCUGGGGGCCGCCUUCAUGACGCAGCGUGCACGACGUCCCCUGAAAUGUGUUCGAAGCUGGGCCAUGUAUCCCGACGCCUUGUUUGCUACAGCCCACCGCAUCUCUGUACCCGAUAAGGUGCCGGUCGUUUUCACACUCGAAGACGCGCGGGCUCGUAGCACAGUGACGGUGGCCUUGAAAAAUGGCGACCAGCUCGAGAUUGCCUCACAUCGUCCCAUUCGGCUUGCCGCUGACACUGUGGCAUGGAUUCACCACGAUAAAACCCUCUAUGCUUUGAGCAGCAAGUUUGGCCCUGUUGAUGGCACCUUGGAAAUUUUUCGAGGCUGGGCAAACGGCAGUUGGCUGGAUAUUGGCACGGAUCCUCGGCCGGAGACUGUGGACCGCUUCUUCCUCAAAUGGGUGUUUCCCAAGCCCGCACCGUCUUCUGCGGGGUAUCUAAUGAUACCAAGCGUGCCUCUUGUGUCUGCUCCCGUGGUCCUGUCUAAUUUGACGAAGAGUAUAUCGACGGUGCAGACUGAGGAAGGCGUUGUUUUUUCCCGCAACAACAUCCACACGGCCAUCUUUUCCAGCGGCGGCCGCCAUCGGUUUGCUGAACGGCACCUUGGCUGCAAUGCGAGUUGUGCCGUGGUCAUUGACACGAGCAAGAGCUCUUUCAUCCUGACAAUAACGGCAAGCUCUCCCACAACAACGCAGCUGGCCGUCGAGAUCCCAUUCAACGUUUUAUCCUGCGAAAAUUGCGUGCUGCUGAAAGAUGGAAAAUGCGUAUUUACCACUCUAUCGGCCGAGAUGAUGGGCCAAAGCGUAGUCGCCACAUGCCGUCGCCUCUACACGUGGUAUAUGGGCUUAUACAUUGUCUCCGGGACAUUGACUGUCCUGAUGUUUGGAGUCUUUUUGUAUUACACCGUCAUGAAACGGUGCUCGUCGAGCUGUACCAACCGACUCAAGCCUCGCAUCAACUAG
Molecule: messenger RNA, 2190 nt
Organism: Monosiga brevicollis MX1
Lineage: Eukaryota; Choanoflagellata; Craspedida; Salpingoecidae
Exons: 4
Coding region: 1-2190 (729 amino acids)
Biological process (GO): carbohydrate metabolic process
Cellular component (GO): extracellular region
Molecular function (GO): carbohydrate binding; lyase activity
Source: RefSeq, a predicted model, not a curated record